Lethenteron reissneri (Far Eastern brook lamprey) is the source of this 1586-nucleotide messenger RNA. RefSeq lists its product as uncharacterized. Lineage: Eukaryota; Metazoa; Chordata; Hyperoartia; Petromyzontiformes; Petromyzontidae. The record is from RefSeq and is a predicted model, not a curated record.
GCCCCCAAAGUUGCAAAAGUCGUUCCUCGGAUCGCUUGAGUGAAAUUUGUGUCGGAACAAAAACAUCGCUUCCACUUUAUUGUUGCUGCUACCGCUUCCGAUUAUAAUCGAGGCCGCAUCUGGGCAGCCACCAGGCGCGCUGAUGUAGCAGCCGGGGCGACAAGACAGGAUCCAGUAGCAGUACAAGCUCCGUGAAGACGCCCACCCACCACCCACCCACCACCACGCACGCGGAGCGGGCGAUGGCUGCGUCUGACGAUUUGCGGCAGCGGAGGAAGGGAACAACAGCGGCAGACUGCCCCGGCCGGGGGGGCACCGCGGGGGGCUCCGUGGGGGGUUCCGUGGGGGGCUCCGUGGGGGGCUCCGUGGGGGGCACACUGGGGGUCCAGGCGUCCCAUCGGAGGGUGGCCCUGGCCGUCACGAGCCUCGCCGCGAGUCUGAUCUUGGCUGGGUGGCUGGGCGUUCAGAUCGGGCAACUCUCGGAGCUGGAGACACGGGGGCCUGGCGUGCGGGACUUGGAGGAGCUGAGGGCCCGGAUCGAAAGCCUUCAGGCUGUGAUUAGAGACCAACAAAAGCAGGUGACAGCUUUAGAAGGCGUCGGAGAUUCCAUUGAUGCCGGCGAUGCGGGUACUGGGAGACGAGGUGGCCCAGGAAUUGAGGAGGAGGGGGAUGAUCGAGAAAGAAAGGGGGUGAAGGGAGAGGAGGAGGAGGGGGAGCACCCAGCGAGGAGCGGGCAGCGACCGGGAGCGGCGAGCGACCUGGGACAGGAGGCGUUGCGAGUGGCGCGAGAACUCUCCAAGCAGCUCACGGCGAUCAAGACCGACAUGCGACGCAUCACAGGCCUGCAGGAGGAGGUGAGCGGCCUGCGCCAGGGCCUCUCCUCGCUGGGGGAGCGCGCCGACGCGCUCGACGCCGAGACGGCGCGCCGCCUCGGCGCCGCCAUCGCCGCCAACGUCGAGUCCCUGGGGGAGCUCCGCCUGGCGGGCGAGCGGGCCGAGCGGCGCUCCGACUCGCUGGCCGCCGACGUGCUGGCGCUGCGGGCCUCGCAGGGCGCCGCCGCCGAGCGGCUGGGCGCACUGGCGGCCGGGCGCGCCGCGCUGCUGCGCGCCGCCGCGGGGGCCUCAGGCGCGGCCCACCGCCUGGAGGCGCUGCGGGGGGACGCGGCCGCCGCCGAGAGGUUCGUCGACGAGCUGACGGUGCGCGUGGGCGUGCUGGCGGGGCACGUGGGAGACCUGGCGGGCCGCGUGGGCGACUUGGAGGGGCACGUCACGCAGCCCGACGAGCUGGCGGGGGAUGUGGGUGACCUGGAGGGGCACGUGGGCGACUUGGAGGGGCACGUGGGCGUGCUGGCGGGCCGCGUGGGCGACUUGGAGGGGCACGUCACACAGCCCGACGAGCUGGCGGGGGAUGUGGGUGACCUGGAGGGGCACGUGGGCGACUUGGAGGGGCACGUGGGCGACUUGGAGGGGCACGUGGGCGACUUGGAGGGGCACGUGGGUGACCUGGAGGGCCGCGCCACGCAGGCCGACGAGCUGGUGGGGCAGGUCGCGCGCAGGGUCGCGGCAGUCGUCUCGCGCGCGUUUUAA